Messenger RNA from Magnolia sinica, 759 nucleotides. RefSeq names its product pentatricopeptide repeat-containing protein At3g12770-like. Gene Ontology annotation, cellular component: intracellular membrane-bounded organelle. Gene Ontology annotation, biological process: RNA modification. Bases 1 to 759 code for a protein of 252 amino acids. Gene Ontology annotation, molecular function: RNA binding; protein binding. The transcript has a single exon. The record is from RefSeq and is a predicted model, not a curated record. NCBI's taxonomy places the organism in Eukaryota, Viridiplantae, Streptophyta, Magnoliopsida, Magnoliales, Magnoliaceae.
AUGACAUUACUAUUAUUACCAUUCAUUAAAAGACAUGGCUCGUACUACCCAAACCCAAGACAGCCGUUGAUUUCAUUCCACACCCAACAACCCAAAUCUCAUCCUAACAUCUCCACCAUUAAAACCUUAGUUCAAGGUGGCCAUUUCAUCCAAGCCCUACAACACUACACCAACCUUUGGAACAAUGGCCACAAGCCUGAUAAUUUCACCUUCCCUUACAUUCUCAAAGCCUCUUCCCAACUCCCACACCCCACCAUUGGACUCUCCAUCCAUUCCCAUGCCAUUAAAACUGGCUUCCACACUGACCUCUUUGUGGGCAACAGCCUAAUCCUCUUCUACGCCCGGUUCGGCUACUUAGAUAUCAUGCACCGACUGUUCGAUGAAAUUCCUCAGAAGAAUAUUGUCACAUGGACCGCUAUCAUCUCCGCAUACUCCCAGAACGGUCAAUUCAGCUAUGCAAUUGAACUGUUUCAUGGCAUGCUGGUCGCAGAUGUUAGACCCAACUCUUUUACCAUGGCCGUGAUUCUUGGCGGCCUCUGUUGCAACCAAGGAGCAAUGCAAAUCCAUGGAUUUAUGAUAAAGUGUGGUUUUGAGUCUGAUGUCAUCAUCUCGACAGCUCUGAUCGACUCAUAUGCCAAAUGUGGGAACGCCAAAUUCGCCUGCGGUUGUUUCAGUGAGAUGACUCAGAGAAAUCUAGUUUCAUGGAAUGCAAUGAUUUCUGGAUUUAACCGGAGUGGGAACACUCAAGCAGCAUUGUAA